AUGGUCAAAUUCAAGGCUUCCAUCCUCCUCCUCGCCGCCAACGCAGCUUACACCUUGGCGGCAAGCAAACCAAGACUCGGGAUUUUCCGAGAUGCCCGGUGUACAGAACCUCGCUCUGGUGAUUCCGCCACCGUGUUAGACAGGUGUUUCACUUUGACUCGUUAUGACACCAACUCCGUCAAGAUUGAUCCAGGAGUGCCGAAAUGCCCAGACAACUCCGCGCCAGUCGCCAGGCUCUAUGCCUCCCCAUGGUGUACAGGAGAUUCUCAGAGCUUCCCUUCUAAUAUCACGGGAUGCCAGCCGACCAAUAUCACUGAUUUCAUAUAUGAGUCGUGGGAGUUAGAGUGCCCCAGGGUACCAGACGUACCAGAAAAGAAGCCCAUCUACCUGGAAACCUUCUAUGACAGCGGCUGCGACGUACCCGAAUCAAACACUACGGCCACUGGAGUGGACAUGUGUAUGUCGAUUGAGUCCGAGCACACGCGGGCGUAUCGUCUGAUGGGGUUGAACGAAAAUGAGAACCUAUGCAAGAACCAGACCGCCGAAUUGAUGCUGUAUACCGGUGGUAAUUGCACAGGCAAAGCACUGCCUCCGAAUGAGUAUCAGGGGGGUUGUAACGAAAUCGAUGAGGUUGGCGUGACGGGAUGGAAGAUCCACUGUGCUUGA
This is a messenger RNA of Aspergillus pseudotamarii, 666 nucleotides long. RefSeq lists its product as uncharacterized. NCBI's taxonomy places the organism in Eukaryota, Fungi, Ascomycota, Eurotiomycetes, Eurotiales, Aspergillaceae. Bases 1 to 666 code for a protein of 221 amino acids. The transcript is spliced from 2 exons. The record is from RefSeq and is a predicted model, not a curated record.